UGUUAAAUAUAUAUGAAGUUAACAAUUACGACUGUUUUAUAUAAGAAACUAAUUUUAUUCUAUUAAUAUUAAUCUUUCUAUUAACAUUAAGUAAAAUUAAUAUUAACUAUAUAUAAUAACGACAUGCAUUAUAAAUAAAUAAUCUAAUAUAUAAAUAACACGUUUAAUCUAAAUAAUUCAUAUAUUAAUGUCGUUGUAAUUGUAGAAUCUAGAGGCUGUUACUAACUUCGUGCCAUGAUUCAACUGAAACAUCGUCUCUAACCUUUAUUUAUUUUAUGAAUUUGCGCAUGCUCGUUCGCUUAAAAUCAAAUCUAAAAAUUACAAUUCCAUACUUUAAAUAUUGACUACUUAAUUAAUAGAAAAGACAGUAUUGUUUUGAUAACGUUUAAGGUACGUGACGUUUUAUUCGGGAGUAGUAGAGUAGUAUAGUAGUAGAUUGUAGUUGUUGGGAUUUGUAGCAUGUGAAUGGUCAUCUCUAUUGAAAUUUCUUUUUGAUGAGAUUUGGCAGCUUGAUAGUUCGUAAUACAAUAGUAUAGUUUCUUAAAUUGCAACAUUUUUUGUGUGAGCGUUUUUGUAUCACAUCGAUGAGAUUUUUUCGAUUAAAUUAAAGUCAAACAUGACAAUUUGGAGUUAUGUAGUGUUUCCUAUGGUGGUAAUUUAGCAGACCAGGCAAAAUUAAGGUAGAUUUUUGCUGUUUCGCGUAGUAGGAGAGUAUUAGAUUUUAAAUAUCGACUGUCGCUAUAAACCCAUGCACUGUAUUGCGAAGUGGCGUCGUUGCGGGCAAUCUACGAAGCUGGUUGAGAGGCUGUAUGUGACAUAGGCCAUACGCAGCAACUAGCGAUGAGCGACAACGCGGUAACAGUGAGCGGCAGAGAGGGGACCAAUUUUUGUCGAUCUGUCUUCUACUAUUAUGUUUGUUAUUUUAGUAGUUAUCCAAGCAGCAAAUAAGUAGUAAUGAUGAAUACGAAGAAUUAUUUUGAUAUCGAAUGUUUAAUAACUGAAGUGCAAUGUAGGCCGAUUUUAUGGCAAGAUAAUCAUAAAGAUUAUAAAAAUAAGUCUAUCACAGACAUGAUAUGGGAAGAAGUAGGAAAGAAGUGUAAUUGUACAGGAGUUGUUGCGAAACUGAAAUGGAAGAAUUUAAAAGACAGCUAUAGGAAAAACAUACAGAAGCUUCCCCCUUUGAAAUCUGACUCGAAAGCAACAACCCCAUGUAAGAUCAAAUGGCCGUAUUUCGAAAUGAUGGGAUUCAUCAAGGAUUAUGUAGCUCAUACUCGCGGUGGAAGUAAUUUGCCAGAUAAUUCGUUCAUUAGCGAUGAUAAUAUCGAGGAACAACCUGAUGAAGUUUCCAAUGAUGACGUCAAAGAUACAAGUGAUUUUGCAAGUACUUCGAAUUGUACGCAGGGAUAUUCCACUUCCACACCUAUCCAAUUUCCGGAUUCAGGAUUUCACUCAAAUUCAAAAUGUUCACAAAAAUCUAAAUACAAGUACAAAAAGCAGCGGAGGGACGUAGAUAUCGAAUUUUUAAAGCUAGAGGAACAGCGGCUAGAGUUAUUGAAAAAAGACAUAAACAACAAAAGCGAAGAAAACUCAGAUCUUCAGUUUUUUAAAAGUUUACUUCCUUUUAUGGAAUCGUUAUCUCCAAUUGAAAAAUUGGAAGUAAGAGGAGAGAUACAGAAUGUUAUUAUUAAUAAACUACGAUCUAGGCAACCAGUCUAGAUGGUAUACUGGUAAUAUCCGAAAAUUCAAACGUCACACAUAUCUAUUCAGGAAAAUCAACAGCAAACUCUAAUAUAUCUUUUUUUACGUAAAUUCAAACUUUAGUGUAACAAUUAGUGCAAGGAUUAUUAUUUACAUACAUACAGUAUCAUUAUAUACAUUACCUAUACAUACAGUACAUGUAUGUAUAGAUAAAUCGAUUUUGUAAAUUCAUGCUGCCUUUUUAAUCGUAUCAAAUUUCUUCUGUCCGUCGCUGUACGUACACAAUUUUGAGUGAAUAUAACAAUAAUAAUACAUUAAUAGGGUUUAAGUAAUAAUGAAACGUUUCGUGUACGGGCUCCGUAUAAUACAUUAAGCGUAAAUAAUUUUCCAAAAAUAUAUAUAACACAACGCUUUAUUAUCGUUCCUAAACUGAUUUUAUGAUAUGAUACAGUGAGUUGCAAUUUUACGGCUCUCUUGUUUGCCCGUUGCAGUCGUUUCCGGACGGUUCUAAUUUUUUAUGAAAGUGUUUUUUUCAGACCAUGUGUCCAACUUAUAAUUAUUUAUGUACGUCUUAGCCAUGACACAUCAUUUUUCGUUGCAAUUACAAGAGAUUCGUAUCAUAUUGUCGAUAAAUUAUCGAGCAUUUUGUUAAAUAUUUAUAACGUUGAUAAUUACAACUGUUUCAUAUAAAGACUAAUUUUAUUCUAAAUUAGAUAUAUCUGCAUUUAAAUUUAAUUAUAUAUGUACAUACAUGCGAUAUACACACAUGUAUUAUAAAUACAUCAGCUGAUGUAUAACUAAUAUGUGAAUAAUGACUCUAUGCAAUUGUAAUUGGACAACUUAAAGCAUGUCUUACUACUAACUUAUUAUCAUGAAUGUCACGAUAUCAGGAUUCAGUUGAAACAUCUCUUUAACGUGUAUUCAUUUUAUGAGUCUUGCCCGUGCUUCUUCGUUCAAGUUUGAAAAUUGCCUUUCUAUAUUUU
Molecule: messenger RNA, 2681 nt
Organism: Bombus pyrosoma
Lineage: Eukaryota; Metazoa; Arthropoda; Insecta; Hymenoptera; Apidae
Exons: 2
Coding region: 955-1716 (253 amino acids)
Biological process (GO): regulation of transcription by RNA polymerase II
Cellular component (GO): nucleus; transcription regulator complex
Molecular function (GO): DNA binding
Source: RefSeq, a predicted model, not a curated record